AUCACAUCCAUCGACUUGAUUACAAGCAUUUAUUUCCUCAAAGUUACCUACUCAACAUGCCCAAGCCUCUAUCACACGUCAAAAUCGCCCUCCGCCGCUCCGCAGACCGCGGGUACGCCGAACACGGCGGCUGGCUGAAAUCGCACCACACCUUCAGCUUCGCGUCGUACUACGACCACCGCUUCACGCAGUUUGGCAGUCUGCGCGUCCUGAAUGAGGACCGCGUCGCGGCACGGAACGGCUUCCCGACGCACCCGCACCGCGACGCCGAGAUCUUCAGCUACAUUCUCUCCGGCGAGCUGACGCACCGCGACAGCAUGAUCAAGCGUGGCGCUGAGGGUGCCCAGGGGGAUGACUUCUACCGCAUGAAGCGCGGCGAUGUCCAGUUCACGACUGGCGGCACGGGUAUCGCGCACUCGGAGAUGAAUGAGUCCGGCAAGGCGGUUCAUUUCUUGCAGAUUUGGGCGCUGCCGUGGAAGCGGGGUCUGAAGCCGAGGUAUCAUACGAAGAGCUUUGGGGAUGAGGAUAAGAGGAGUGGAUUUGUGACGGUGCUGUCGCCCUUAAAGGCUGGGGUGGAGGCUUCGGAGGCGCAGGAGGAGGAGGCCGAGCCGGUGGUGAAGGGGUCGAUUCCGAUCCAUGCGGACUUUGUGAUGGGGGCGGGGAUUCUGGCGCCCGAGACGGUGUUUGAGUGGAAGAUUGGAGGAGGGGAGGGCGUGGUGCAGAAGAGGAAGAGGAAUGUUUAUGUGCAUCUGCCGGCGAGCAAGAAGGGGGGAGCGAGGGUGGAGCUGAAUGGAAUGGAGGAUGCGGUGCUGGAGGAGGGCGACGGGGCGUUUGUGGAGGGGGCCAGCGUGGGAGAUGUCUUGAGGGUUCGGAGUCUUGGGGAUGGAGAAGCCGAACUCGUGGUGUUGGAUAGUGAUUGAUCUUUUGUUUGAUGUUUGUAUCAUGAUUCUUGAGUGCCUGGGUUAUCUAACAGUCCUGAAGUAAUGUACUCG
This is a messenger RNA of Aspergillus steynii IBT 23096, 992 nucleotides long. Its product is annotated as pirin family protein. The transcript has a single exon. The record is from RefSeq and is a predicted model, not a curated record. The coding region runs from base 57 to 920 and encodes 287 amino acids. NCBI's taxonomy places the organism in Eukaryota, Fungi, Ascomycota, Eurotiomycetes, Eurotiales, Aspergillaceae.